This is a messenger RNA of Entrophospora sp. SA101, 445 nucleotides long. NCBI's taxonomy places the organism in Eukaryota, Fungi, Glomeromycota, Glomeromycetes, Entrophosporales, Entrophosporaceae. The record is from the annotation of a GenBank genome assembly.
AUGAAUAAAGAACUAUCGCUAGAAGAGUUAAGAAAAAAAAAACUUAAUAAUUUAUCCCCCAACCCUUUUCAACAAACUAAAUUUGUCAGAAACAAUAAUAUCGGAAAAAUUAUCCAACUAUUUUCUCAGUUUAGUAAAGAAGAGUUAGCCAAAAAAAGCGAACAAGCCAGUAUUGCCGGAAGAUUAUUAAGAAUAAGGAGUUUUGGUAAUUUAAUUUUCGCUGGUUUAGCCGACCAAACCGGAAUUAUUCAAUUAAAAGUCAGCAAAAAUAAAGAUUUCACAGAAUUAGAUAUUGGUGAUAUUAUCGGUGUAAAAGGAACUGUUUGCAAAACUGAUAAAGGUGAAUUAAGCAUAGAAGUAAAAGAAUUUAUUUUAUUAAGUAAGUGCUUAAAACCUAUUCCGGACACCUCCUAUUACGGCUUUACUGACACUGAGGAAAGGUUUC